UUGCCGCCUGCCCAAUACCCUGCAAAGGUCCUGACCUCCGAGCACAUGGAUUUUCCAAGUGUUGCAGAGAAUGAGAACGUGCAGCUGCGGGACAAGAACGAGAGGCUGGACGGGCUCGGGGACCCACAGGAGAGGAUGGGGAAGGUGCCUGGCUCCAAACCAGAUUUGUCAGCCAGGGUGGUCUUCAGUGAAGAGGAAAAACUGAAGAUUUCCAAAGACCUCAUUGAUCUCCAUAUCGAGACAAACAAGAUGAAGGAGCAGUAUGAGAUGGAGAACUUUGAACUGAAAAAUAUGAUCCUGUCCCUGGAGAACCGCGUGCUGGAGCUGGAGCGCUGCAGUGAGAAAGUCACCGGGGAGCGGGAUGCCUUACGGGAACGUCUGCAGGCUCUGGAGAGCAGUCGGAAGGAGCUGGCAGAUGAGUACAUCAUUCUGAAAAGCAAUUACCUGGCCCUGGGCAAAGAGCUGGAGCAGGAGGUCAUGAAGAACGAAGAGCUCAGCCGAGAGCUGCUCAACCUGGCCAGCGCCAGGAGCACCCUUCCCCGCACAGACAGCAACCUCCACCGCUCGCCCGCCGCGGCCGAGGGAUCCGCUGCUGAGCUGGAAAGAGCGCGAGUGAUGGUGCGACAGCUCUCAGCUGGGAAGGUGGAGACAGAAGAUGUAGUUGCCUCUGAACGUGAGCAGCAAAAGCUGGAGAGAAACUUGCUUGGAAACCAGGAUCACAUAAAAGUGGAGCUUGAAAAUCUGAAGAAAACCUACAACUUGCAGCAGCAGAAGCUGGAAGAGAAAGUGAUCGCCAUGGAGAAGGAGCUGCAGGAGACGAAGGGAGCGAUCGGGGAGACCCAGCACAAGCUGGUGGAGCAGUCAGCGGUGCUGCUCUCCUCCCAGAGCCAGCUCCAGGAGGUGGAGGCAGAAAACUCCCGGCUGCAGCUCCAGCUGAAGGCACUGAACGAGGAAUAUCGCUCCCGGCUCGCGCAGUACAUCAAGGAUGUGGCGGACUACAUGGACAGCAAAUCCGUCGGCGUAGCGGGACCUGGCAAAGCCCCAGCUGACCCCGUUGCCAUGAAGUGCUUUGUGGACGGCAUGCUGAAGGAUAUCAGGGCUUCCUACAAGUCUCGGGAAGAGCAGCUUGCCGCAGCGGCGCGUGGCUACAAGAAACGCAUGAAGAACCUGGUCAAGAAGCACGAGAACCUGCUGAUUGCUUACGGGCUCCAGCGAGAGCGGAUCCGGUCCCUGGGCAGCAACACUACGGACUGCGGCCCUGCUGAGCUCCACUUCUCCAUCACAGACCCAGAGCUGCUGACAAACACAACCCGAGAGCUGAACCGGCUGCGGGAGGAUAAAGCAAAGCUGGAGAUGCAGUUACAGGAUCUGCGGAAGAAAAGACCGAAAGAAACCUCUGGCUUCCUGCAGUCUCCUGAGCAGCAGCUGGACGAGGAGGGCUGGGCAGAGGUCAGGAAGCAGCUCCGGGCGUUCACGCACACCACCCAGGUAGAGAUCUGGAACAGCCCCUCUGAGGAAAGCUUAGCCCUUACCCAGGUGUCGCAGAUGCGCUGCCCUGGGGCCAAUGCGCUGCUCCAGGAUGGAGCGGGGAAGCUUUCCACGGAGCCUUGCCAUGGCUUUGGCCUCAGCCCACCGAGUGACUCCCACAGGUACAAGCAGGAGAUCCUGCGGGCAGGGACGCUCGCGGGCAGCGAGGUGCCCCGCGUGCUCAGCGCCGGGGCGGCCGAUAGCACCCACACACUGCCCAGAGCCAGGAAGACCGUCAGCCACCAGCCGUAG
Messenger RNA from Pterocles gutturalis (yellow-throated sandgrouse), 1779 nucleotides. It is a transcript of the gene CCDC78, whose product is annotated as coiled-coil domain containing 78. The annotation marks the transcript as partial. The transcript has 14 exons. Lineage: Eukaryota; Metazoa; Chordata; Aves; Pterocliformes; Pteroclidae. The record is from RefSeq and is a predicted model, not a curated record. Gene Ontology annotation, cellular component: cytoplasm.